Molecule: messenger RNA, 1155 nt
Organism: Caenorhabditis angaria
Lineage: Eukaryota; Metazoa; Nematoda; Chromadorea; Rhabditida; Rhabditidae
Source: the annotation of a GenBank genome assembly
AUGAAAUUCCGGUUGAAGUCGAGAAAACCGAUUGAGACAAAAUGGCUGGCGAAAAAUUCUCGAUUCAAAAGUUAUCUAGAAGUUUUGUCCGUCAUGUUUUUCAUCUUUAUUUGGGUUGUUCUGCCAAUUAUGUGUCUUUGGGUAAGAUUUCUUUUUUUUUCAAAUAAAAUCUUAAAUUUAAAACAAAACUUUCUCAGGUUCCGUUCUAUUUGCUCAAGACAAAAUGGUGGUUCCUAGUGCCAAGUUAUGCAGUCUGGUUUAUUUAUGAUUUGCGAACUCCACGACGAGGCUCAAGGCCUUGGAAAUGGUUGCGCGAGCAUCAAUUAUGGCGACAUUUUGCCGAUUAUUUCCCGUUGAAGCUAAUCAAAACCGCCGAAUUAUCACCGGAACGUAAUUAUAUAAUUGGCUCCCAUCCACAUGGAAUGUUCUCGAUCGGCGGCUUCACCUCAAUGGCCACAACGGCAACCGGUUUUCACAAGAAAUACCCGGGAAUGACGCCGCAUAUAAUGACACUAAAUGGUCAAUUCUAUUUCCCACUUCGGCGUGAAUUCGGAAUGCUUCUCGGCGGUGUCGAAGUCUCCAAAGAGUCCCUCGAAUAUCUGCUAACUCGCAAGGAAAAAGGAAAAGUGUGCACAAUUGUAGUUGGCGGAGCCAUGGAAGCCCUUGAGGCCAAACCAGACACCUAUAUUUGCGUGCUCAAAAAUCGCAAAGGUUUUUGCAAAUACGCUAUAAUGUAUGGCGCCGAUUUAGUGCCAAUGUAUAAUUUUGGAGAAAACGAUUUGUAUGAGCAAUACGAUAAUCGAAAAGGAACUGUGAUUCGAGAAGUUCAAGAGAAGAUUUGCAAAGUUUGGGGACUCUGCCCACCAUUUUUAAGAGGAAGAAGUAUUCUCAAUCAAUAUAUGAUCGGAUUAUUACCAUUCCGUAAACCAAUCACAAGUGUUAUCGGAAAGCCUAUCAGGUAUUUUUUGAAUUUAUUGUUAGAAAAACAGAUAAUAAAAAAUAUAAAAAUUUUGUAGAGUGACACAAUGCGAUUCUCCAACUCAAGAACAAAUCGAUGAAUUGCAUGCGAAAUAUUGCGAAAGUUUGUAUAAAUUAUUCGAGGAUCACAAACAUCGUCAUAAUAUUGCUUCAGAUGUUCAUUUAGAGUUUCAAUAA